Camarhynchus parvulus is the source of this 1498-nucleotide messenger RNA. It is a transcript of the gene THG1L, whose product is annotated as tRNA-histidine guanylyltransferase 1 like. Gene Ontology annotation, biological process: tRNA modification. Gene Ontology annotation, molecular function: magnesium ion binding; tRNA guanylyltransferase activity. NCBI's taxonomy places the organism in Eukaryota, Metazoa, Chordata, Aves, Passeriformes, Thraupidae. Bases 1 to 882 code for a protein of 293 amino acids. The record is from RefSeq and is a predicted model, not a curated record. The transcript has 6 exons.
AUGCUGCGCUGCUGCCGGGCGGCCGCGGCCAUCGCUGCCGGCUGCGCUCCGGGCUCCCCGCGCGGCCUCGCCAUGGCCAAGAGCAAGUUCGAGUACGUGCGGGACUUCGAGGCGGACGACACGGUCCUGCCCAACUGCUGGAUCGUGGUGCGGCUGGACGGCCGCAACUUCCACAGGUUUUCUGAGCAGCAUGAAUUCAAAAAGCCAAAUGAUGACCGUGCUCUGCACCUGAUGACGAAGUGUGCCCAGACAGUGAUGCAAGAACUGGAGGAUAUUGCUAUUGCUUAUGGACAGAGUGAUGAAUAUAGUUUUGUUUUCAAGAAGAAGAGCAGGUGGUUUAAAAGAAGAGCAAGUAAGUUCAUGACUCAUGUGGUCUCCCAGUUUUCCUCAAGUUACGUGUUCUAUUGGAAGGAUUACUUUAAGGACCAGCAGCUUCUGUACCCUCCAGGAUUUGAUGGACGGAUUGUGUUGUAUCCCAGCAACCAGAAUUUGAAGGACUACCUCAGCUGGAGGCAAGCAGAUUGCCAUAUUAAUAACCUUUAUAAUACAGUGUUCUGGAUGCUUGUGCAGCGAGGUGGUUUGACACCAGUGCAAGCACAGGAGAGGCUCCGGGGAACUUUGGCUGGAGAUAAGAAUGAAAUCUUAUUUUCUGAAUUCAACAUCAACUACAACAAUGAACCUUUGAUGUAUAGAAAAGGAACUGUUCUAAUAUGGCAGAAGAUUAAUGAAGUUAUCACUAAGAAAAUAAAACUGCCAAAGGAAGAAGAAGAAAAAGAAGUGGAAGUUACCCGGACUAAGACUAAAGUUGUUCCCCUGCACUGUGACAUCAUUGGGGACCAGUUCUGGGAGGAAUAUCCUGAGAUUCUGGCCGAGGAUAGUUGAUAUCUCUGAUAAGCAUAACGGGUAGUUCACAUUCUGCUCUGCUUGGGUUGUUGGCAAGUGAGGAAUACGAAUGAUGGCUGGCAGAGUUUGACCUGGAACCCUUUUCAGCAACUGCAGUGGGUUUAGCACUGUUGCUGCCUAAAAAGAAGACACUGGUGCUAUCUGACAUACAAGGAUAUGCCCAUAUGGAAUGCUAAAAUCAUACUAUAUUUUGAAUGUUAAGAAUUCAUCAUGAAUUAAGACUGUUCCUGCCUUGUACAUGUGUAUUUGUAAAAAAAGUAUGUAGAAAUUUCCUGUAUUUCUAUAGCAUUUAAACAAUAAGGUAUUUUAUUGUACUGCUGAACUAUAAAAAAGCCCGAAUAUUUGAACAGAAAAUUAUUAGUUUGAUUUUUGUUUUCAGCUGAGAUGCACCAGAAUACUUCAUUUGGGAUUUAGUAUUAAAUUUCAAGGCUGGUGUGUUUAGUCAGAUGAGUGACAAACAGUUCACCUGCCUGAUGUCUGAUUCUUACUGAAAUGCAAUGGAGUAGCCCAGCAGUUUUCUAUGCUUGAUUUUAAAAGUAUUUGUCAAAUGUACAGGAUUUUUAUACUUUUAAAAAAUAUAAAUAAUAGUACCUUC